AUGAGCGAAUGUUAUUUACUUGUAAACCUUCGAUUUCCAUCGUUUACCAAACAUCGGUUUCCCAUCCCUGAUUUUGGUGGAAACAAUUUUCCCCAACGUUUCCGCAAAUCCAUUUCUUUCUCAUACUCAUUAUCAAAGUUCCAAACUUGUGGAAUUUCCCGUUCAGCCCAAGCCAUGGAAGUUGUUGAAGCAAGUGAAUCCUCAUCCCCACCAAUGAAGCUCUUGUUUGUAGAGAUGGGUGUCGGCUACGAUCAACAUGGGCAGGAUAUAACCUCUGCAGCAAUGAGGGCUUGUAAAGAUGCCAUUUCUUCUAAUUCAAUCCCUGCUUUCCGGAGAGGGUCCAUUCCUGGUGUCAGUUUUGAUCAGAUGAAGUUGCAGAUCAAGCUAGGGGUUCCUCAUUCUCUCCAGAAAUCAUUGGAUAUUGAGAAAGUCAAGUCAGUAUUCCCCUAUGGAAAAAUUUUGAAUGUUGAAGUUGUGGAUGGUGGUUUGAUAUGCUCAAGUGGAGUCCAUGUGGAAGAGAUGGGUGACAAGAAUGAUGAUUGUUACAUUGUGAAUGCUGCUGUUUAUGUGGGCUAUUAACUUUCAGCAUCUUCAGAGCUUUGUUCACUUUGUUCUCCUGUUAAUGGUCUUCUAAUUUUAAUAAUUGAUGGUAUUGUA
This is a messenger RNA of Abrus precatorius (Indian licorice), 657 nucleotides long. RefSeq lists its product as uncharacterized. The record is from RefSeq and is a predicted model, not a curated record. Lineage: Eukaryota; Viridiplantae; Streptophyta; Magnoliopsida; Fabales; Fabaceae. The transcript has 4 exons. The coding region runs from base 1 to 579 and encodes 192 amino acids.